UCCAGAGAGCUGUAGAUAGAUUUACUGUGUUUGUACAGCGGAUUGUAACGGCGUUAUUUGUGCUGCUUUCAGACUCUAAACAUCAUGUUGAGGAGCCUCACAGCUGUGCUUCUGCUGGCUGUACUUCACUGCCAUGCUCAGGAGACUCAGAGCAAGUCGAAGGUGUGUGCUAAUGUGUUCUGCGGUGCAGGAAGAGAAUGUGCAGUAACAGAGAAAGGAGAGCCGACCUGCCUGUGUAUCGAGCAAUGUAAACCUCACAAGCGCUCGGUGUGUGGCAGCAACGGGAAAACGUACCGGAACCACUGUGAGCUUCACCGAGAUGCCUGUCUCACCGGACUCAAGGUCCAAGUGGCGCAUGAUGGACACUGCAAAGAAAGAAAAACAGAGAAAGCAGCUGCCAGUCCAGUGGUUUGCUACGUUGCCGACCGUAACGAACUGCGCAGUCGUGUGAUUGAGUGGCUGCAGACGGAGGUCGUACCGGACGGCUGGUUCACUAAAGGUUCCCACUUCACCGACAUCCUGCUCAAGUACUUCAAGAACUACGAUAACGGAGACUCUCAGCUGGACUCGGCUGAACUGCUGCGCUUCAUCCAGCUCAACGAUUCAGCGGUGGAACUGCACUCGUACGCCGAGGAGGAGAACAAUCGCCUGCUCAGGAGCCUGUGUGUGGACGCCCUGAUCGAGCUCUCAGAUCAAAAUGCUGACUGGAAGCUGAGCUUCGACGAGUUCCUCAACUGCCUGCGUCCAGGAUUCAACCCACCAGAGAAAAAGUGUGCUCUGGAGGACGAGACCUACGAGGACGGGGCGGAGACUCAGGUGGACUGCAACCGCUGCGUCUGCGCAUGCGGCAACUGGGUCUGCACGGCUAUGACAUGCGACGAGAAAACUCCAGCGCUCGAGCCGGCUGACGGCGAUCAGGAGAUGACCGAGGAGGAAUGGAGCCUGCGAGUGGCUGAACUCAACAAACAUCAGGAGACUGUGGAGAAGAUAAAGUCCAGCACUAAAGAGGCUUAAAGGAGCGAAGAUGAGAAGGUUCCUCUGUAAUCGAAAGAUCAGGAUUGCUUAAUAAAACUAGAAGAACCUCAACAUGUAUUACUUUAUCUUUUAUUACUUUGCUGUGUAACCUUAAUUUUUAUCUAUUCUUUGGUUGAUUUGUGUGUAGCUCACAUUAGCCUGUAGCUCAAGUCUUUAUGUUUUAUGUUUGUUUGUCACUAAGUGCUUCGUUUUAUACUCGAUAUCAUUUGAAGCCUCGCGAGGCGCCUCGGCACUUUGUUUGGGAGCUGUUUUGCAUCGUUGUUUUUAUUAAUUGUCAUUAUUUUAUUUGUCUUUUUAGAUUUAGAUUGUACAUAUAUACAUUACAUGUGUUGCUUUUGAUCGAGACAAUGGCAGUAGAUGAAGGAGACGAGCAGUGGAGGAAGACUGGCAGGACUGGCGAAGGUUAUGAUGAUAUGGUUUGGUAAUCUAAUCCAGGUAGAUACGCUCCUUCUGUUAUCAGGAUAACAGCAGAUUAUAAAGUAGAGAGCAGCGCCGUCAGCUCAGUCUCCCUUCGCACAAGCUCUAUCCGCAGUCAUAGUCUUGAGACCUUUCGAAAAGGUGCUAAUAUGUACUUUUCUGUUCACAGUGUGAUCCUCUUGCAUCAGCAUGCUAUUAUUCCAGGACUAUUGGAUGAUUAUUCUGCACUGAACUUUUACUACGCUCAUUUACUUAGCUCUUAUAUGAAACAUCUGUGGUUCAGCAUCUUAUUUCGGCUGUGUUCCAUUUGGAUGCAAAAAAAAAGUCUACCUGUGAAUUUCUCCUGUGAACUUUAUCUAGUCAGGAUCAGAACCUGGUGCGUUGGAUGCAUUGUCAUCUCAAAAGAGACCAUUCACGAUCGAGUGAUCAGUCGAUAUCCUGUAAUGGACUGGCGACGUGUCUAAGGUGUUUUCUAUGUUUCACCCCAUAUAUCUGACCCAGUGUGACCCUGAACAGGAUAAAGAGGCAGUAAAACAGCCAAUCAGGCAGUAGUUGUAUUGAUUUGCGGCGACUCUUCUUCCCCUACAGUGACAGGUGGACCCAAACCAUGCCUUCCUGUCAACGUCAUUACAUUAUUCUCCUCUUGCCAUCUUGGAUAAAGAGUUAAUAAUGUAAUAGUCUGCCUGGAAAUAAAAAUCACUCAUUAAUUUAGGUUUAGGUAACAUUUUAUCAAUAGGAAACAAAUUCAGUUUGUUCAAAUGUUCAGUUGGUCCACAUACCAGACACCAGGCCCAGUUUUUAAGCCGGAUACCUUUCCUGAAGCAACCCACCUAUUUCUAUCCAUGCUUGGACCAGCACUGAGAGCGCACUGACAAGUGCGUCUUCCAAUGGCUUGGCUGUUUCGGCCAUCCACUGUCCUCGGACAUUGGACCAUCAUAUCCAUGCAGACACCUGACUGACCAAUAGCACUGCUGAUAUUCGAACUCUGGAUCACCCAAAUCUAGCAGUAGUGGGCUAGCAUAAUUCACAGCACUAGUCUGUCCAUAAAAUUGGUAAAACUAUCUAUGGUGUUAGAUUUCUAAGUAGGGCAGCUGGUGGUGCAAUGAAAAAACAUUUACCCUAUCGCAAGUUAUAAUCCAGACAAUAUCUGAAUAAUAGCUAUCCACAGGAGGUGUGACGUUCCUUUUUUACGUGACCAGAAGAAGGUGGAUGGACUCUUCCUCCAAGACUAGAUGGGUAAAAAAAAUCAUGAUUGUUAGCAUCAGUUUAAAUUGGUAUCAUCUGUCUUACUUUAUUCAUUAUUGUUACACCUGAAUUAAUGUUCUUUAGCUAUUAAAUCUAAAUUAAGAUGCUUUAAAUUGUCACCAGAAACGUUUUCCUUUUUUAAAGUGGCAGUUGUCAGCAUUUCUUUCUGUAAAGACAUGAAUACUUUGACAGCACAGAUGAAUCUGCUUUGUUUCUUUUUAUGUUAAGCUGAGCUGCUUUAUCAGACGUAGUUAAAGCUUUAUCGCUGUUUUUAUAUCGUCUGAGAAGACGAAGAGAAAAAGCAAAGUGAUCCGACCAGCUGAACUUGUGCUUGAAAGCUCAGCAGUAUUAGAUAACGUGUGCAGGUUGAUUCAGGAUGAUUGUUCUGUUUGAUUGUGCUUCUUGGUACCAAGCAGAUGGAGAGCAGUACGAAACCAAAGUCUAAUGUGUAGAGCUUCGAUAUUAUGCAGAUCCUCUGGACCCAGCAACACCAUCAUACCUUUUAUUUCAGAGUUCAUCAGCUGUGACGUGUUUGUACUGACUGUACUGACCAGACGUGACUGCUGAGUGUUAAUCUGUGUAUGCUGUGAGACUUUGCGCUUGCUUUUCUCUUUUAUAUCUCUAACAGUGUAUGAUACUGAGUGCCUUAAAUUUACACGUUUAUACGUCUGCUGAUGGACUCGCCUUUUCUUACGUCUAACCACAAAUUGUAAGACUCCUUGACGAACUUUGCAGUAUUAUAUAAUGUACGCCUGAACUUGUCCUGGAUGACUGAUUGCACUCGUCAUUUCAUAUCAGCUGGGAGAGAAUUCAGUCAUUUCAGUGAAAGACUAUCUUGUUUUAGUUAUAUUUAAAUGUACUUGUAUUAUUACUAUUGGUUAUGUACUGUGUGUCAAUAAAAUGUAUUUCCAAUA
Trichomycterus rosablanca is the source of this 3611-nucleotide messenger RNA. It is a transcript of the gene fstl1b, whose product is annotated as follistatin-like 1b. The transcript has 11 exons. Bases 85 to 1014 code for a protein of 309 amino acids. Gene Ontology annotation, molecular function: protein binding; calcium ion binding. The record is from RefSeq and is a predicted model, not a curated record. NCBI's taxonomy places the organism in Eukaryota, Metazoa, Chordata, Actinopteri, Siluriformes, Trichomycteridae. Gene Ontology annotation, biological process: multicellular organism development; cell differentiation; regulation of BMP signaling pathway.